CUGCAUAAUGAUUCAUUAAAAGUUUUUUCCACUUCAAUAAAUAUUAUUCAUUCUUCCACAUAUAAUCGUUUAUUGUAAUGUUCUGCCUCAUGCCAAUAUUAUUAAACUCUGUCAAUUGGAGAUCCAUAACUCAUACUAGAAAAUUUGAAAUAUUUAAUAUUGAAUUCUACAACUUAAUCAAGUUAGUCGUAGCCAAGCUUCCCAAUAAAGUUGCUAAUAUAUUUGCAUAACUGAUUACGAGGUUACCACAAACUGACGCACAUUACUUCUAAUUAUAAACAGGCUCUGACUUCGUGUCGAGUAUCAAUUGCAAAAUAGAUUCUGAACGGUCAAAGUGUCAGUUUUUUCUAAUCAACGCUUCAAUCGGGUGUAGGUGUCGGUACACAGCGCAGCAAUGUACGCAAAAUUGUUAGUAAAAUUCACACUGCCAUUAAUGUUACUUCUAAUUGCUUUAUUGCGAGUUUCCUUUACAUAUGCACAAGUGCCUGAAGGAUAUGUAAAGAGAAUACACCGCAAUGGGCGAUACACGCCGGAAGACAUUGACAAUACUCAAGGCAAAUACAAGCCUGACUUUAGAGGCAAAUAUCAUCAUAUACACAUACCUUACAAUGGUGGUUAUGGCGAUCGUGGACUAAAAUACGUUCAUGCUGACGGUUACGACCUAAGUGAGAAUCCCUCUGGUUUAGUGCUUGGUCCAAACGAUCAUUUACGUUUUUCAAUUGAUUUUAAUUACAACGGUACUGGCUGGCAAGUGAUUGAAUUUGAAUGGGUGCGUGAUGGUGAUGAAGACGUGAACUAUAAUUACUUGAGUGAGAAUCAGUUGUGGUCAGUUAAUGAAGGUAAGGGACAGUAUGGAAGUGAUAACGAUCCCAGUUCACAGGACAAGAAGUCUAAAGUUCUCGAUAGAGUAUUAGAAGAUGCAAAUGCAAAACUACAAGUUAAUGGAGAGUUUGAUAAAAAUAUAUAUAAUGUGACUUACUUAGAUGAGAAUGGCCAGGAGUUGGAGAAUGUAACCGAAGUUAAGUUUGCAAUAAAGGAUGUUUUGGAUUACAUACAAACCUACAUACUUCCAUCGUUGUAGUGAUAACUGAGUGCUAGUGCGUACAUAUUUCAAUAUAUUUAAUUAUAAAAACUUAAAAUUAAUUUA
Messenger RNA from Teleopsis dalmanni, 1147 nucleotides. RefSeq lists its product as uncharacterized. The record is from RefSeq and is a predicted model, not a curated record. Bases 395 to 1081 code for a protein of 228 amino acids. The transcript has 2 exons. NCBI's taxonomy places the organism in Eukaryota, Metazoa, Arthropoda, Insecta, Diptera, Diopsidae.